Molecule: messenger RNA, 2622 nt
Organism: Colletotrichum spaethianum
Lineage: Eukaryota; Fungi; Ascomycota; Sordariomycetes; Glomerellales; Glomerellaceae
Exons: 5
Coding region: 1-2622 (873 amino acids)
Biological process (GO): DNA replication initiation
Cellular component (GO): DNA replication preinitiation complex
Source: RefSeq, a predicted model, not a curated record
AUGUCUUCCACCAAACUGUUCCCGCCCUCAGACGCGUCGCGUCAAAGAUCGGGAAUCCUCACGCCCAGCUCCGAUGGUUCUCUGAACUCCAAACAUGCGGUUCUGCCGCCGCCCGUCGAGACGUUGCAGCGAAGGCGGAGCGGUUCUCACGCAAUGGGAGACUUGUUGAAGGCUGCGAUUGUCGUCAAGGCGCACCCUUCUAGCAUCCUCGCGAAACCGUGCACACUGCAGCCCCUCAUGCUGCUCCCCCGCGAAUACCUCUCGCUGUCAUGCCUCGAUCUCGGCGCUCCACAGGGUGACCUCCCUUCCAGCCGCUUCUACGAAUCCCAUGUCAAGAUUCUCGACCUCGAAGACCGCGUCGCCGAGAAGCCGAGCGUGCUCCUCGCGCGCAACGACGCCUCCAAGUCAAUCUACGCGCUCGAACGCGCCGCCGUCUCCGGGUACAACCUGUAUACGGUCUGCAAGCUCGGCCCGUGGGUGGAUCUAUUGGCGUUGUCUGACAAGGCCACGGUGACGGGGAAGCAUGUCGCCCGUAUGCGGAUGGCGGAGGAGGCGAGGGAGUCUCAGCAGGGGCAGGAGCUGCCGUUGACGACGCCGGGCCUGCACAAGGGACACAAAGAGAAGAGACUGGCGAUCGAAGCGCUGCAGCAGUCGAUUGUGAGGAAGAGGGGCCGCUCGCAGUCCGUAUCGACCUUUGACGAGGCAAGGGCAGAGAAGCGGACGAGGUCUGACGACGAUAUCUCACGCCCGCAGACGCCAAGCGGGUUGGGCCAGACGGUGGAAGCGAAGCCUGAGCUGACGGAGUGGAUCGAGACGCACCUGGACGCUGUGGAACCAACAUCACAGCCGGUUCCCGAACCCAACGCCCAGCAGACGGCUGGCGAUAUCAUGGACAACAUAAGAGCGCAAUAUAUGGAGGCGCUUUACAGGUCAAUGGGAUCUCUGGCGUAUUUUGCAAAGGGACCGCUAUCUCGAGCUCGCGCCGCGUUCCAUCUUGACUGCGACGGCGCCAUGAAUAUGAAUGAUCUCAUCGACUUCCUGAAGAGUCUCGUUAUGACCACAGUCCAGAUCGACAAGAAGUACCGCGAAACGAUACCCAAUGUAAUCUCCAAACUGAAGACGCAUAUCGACAGUUCCGAUGAUGGUAGCAAGCCCAAGAGGAGGAAGUCCAAGAAGAUGAAGCUGGGCAAAGACGGCAUGUACCCCGAGGAAGACGACGAUGUGCGUAAGUGGUGGAGCUUGAACAAACCGGAGUUCAGUGACGAGGACAAAACCAUCACGCCGGCGCAGAUCAAGUCGCACGUGUCUCUGUUGAGGACCCGCGAGACGCAGCUCCAGAUGAUUCUCAUCCUAGAGAUUCUGGCGCUGGAGCCUCUGCGGACGGCCGAGGGGGACGGAGAGACCCAGCUGCCUGGGCUCCCUGGUGAGAUGGAGGUUGAGAAAGCUGCCGAGACUCAACCGAAGAAGCGGAGCAAGCACAACUUCCCCGUAUUGGUGGACGUACACGCCGAUCGAUUGUGUAUCUGGCAGUCAACUGCUUCUGACGAAUUGAGGAUGUUGGAGGACUCUCAGGUGACUGCGCCAUUAGGCGGAGAGCCGGCUCAAAAGGCCUCUUCAGAUCCUCUGAGGGACUUUUGCACCGACAUCAUUAUGCCAUUGCCGGGAGCUGCCGCGAAGCGACCUUCUAAGCCGGCGACGAAGAAUAUUGAGAAGGCGUUGUUCAAGGAGCAGUCGCGGCGCAGUGUCUCCAGAGGUCCCAGCAACGCAAUCGCGCUGUUGAGAUCGGCGACGUCUGCCAACAUCCCUAGUUUCAAGCGGGAGACAAGCGAUCUCGACCGGAAAUCGUCUGUGGAUAGGACAGGCCUGCUUUCCAGGAGUAACAGCCUCACAGCUCUAGACGACGUUAAGGCGCAGAAGAAGGCCCUUGUCGAGGCCGAGUUGAAGGAUGCUAUCACGGCCAUCCGGAAACCGAACCGCGAUUUGGCUGGCAAGGCUAUUGUUGAGGCUGCGGAGAAGCGGGCUUCCGGUGGUCUAUCUUCGAUUAGGAAAUCCAAGAAACCGACUCGACACCCGCUCUUUGACUCGGUGCAGGUGAAGGUCACGCCGGCCAACCACCGUUUCCGGGAUGCAUUGGCUGCGGAGUCGAAGGGCUCUAGCAGUAUGGCAAUACCGAUGUCGAGUUUACCGCCAUCUAGCGCAUCAAGGGUUCCCUCUACCGGACCGCGGAGGGGCCACAUUGACAUCCUCGGCAGCACGCCUUCGUCUGCGAUCCAAGUCACCCCCGUGAAGCGCGGGGCGGCACUCUUGGGCCCUUCGCCAACGGACGAGCCAGCCAUCCCACCCUCGUCGCCCCUAAUGGCGAGGAAGCCCUCAAGGGCGCAGUAUCUGGGCGUGCCCGACAGCGUGAUCAGGUCACGGCAUCAACCUGUGCGGUCGCAGUCGCCAGAUGUGGGCCUACCGGUGACGCCCUGCAAGCAGCGGACUGUGGAUGUGUUGGGAGACAAGGUAGCGGCCACGCCGACAAGCAAGUCGGCUCCGCCGCCGCCGCCGUCGCCACCAAAGGAGCAACCGAAGUCGAUUUACGCGCGACUCGGAUGGGAUGACGACUUUGACGACUUUUAA